CCGCUCACUCCGGCCCUCUCCCGGAGCGCGGCCGGGGUGGCGCCGGAGCAGCCGCGCCCAGGGGCUCCGGCCUCGGCGACGAUUAGCUGCCGGAUCCCGUAGUUCACAGCAAAUCUUUUAAUUAAGCAUGGAAUAUGGAAAACAGCAGAAAAACUUCUGCUAGUGCUUUAGUCUCAUCUGAAAUUCUAUGGUAGGCUCCUUGCCCAGUGUAGGGCUUGAACUCAUGACCCUGAGAUCAAGAGUCACAUGCUCUACUGACUGAGCCAGCCAGGCACCCCAGGAAAUUGAGAUUUUCUUGCUCUUCUAAGGCUGUUCUAUCAUGUGGCUCUUUCAGACUGCUCACCCCUGAGUGCAGAGAAAUUUCAAGCAUUAUUUUUGCUGCAUACUACUGAAUGUCCAGUUAGUGAAAUUGAAGGUCUUUCACUCAGAAGAAAUAAAUCAAGAAGCAGAUCAUGGUACCAGGAAAGCCCUGCGGGAUCCUGAAUUGUACACCAGCCUCGUCCUCGGGAUCCAGCGCAGAGCUGAGGCCGCACUGUCACUGCGGGCCGAGUGCUCUGUGUCCCCUACCUCUGUUCUCGUCUCAGCUGGGGGUCUGUGUAAAAGCACGUGUUCUUGGGGGUUCCCUCCCAUGAUUCUGAUCUGGCGCGGGGUUUCUGAAUAGAUUAGAAUGGGAAACACAUGAACACUCCAUACAGGGGACAGGCCUUUAAUUUAAGCGCUUGCUAUCCAGACUGAGCACUGAGUUCAGCCAGUGAGGUAAAAGGGGAGCUGGGAUGUGUUUUGGACAAGUAAAAGCUCCUUCACAGUCCUGAGCAUUGGUUAUCCUGUUUGUGUCUAGAGGACUUGCCUCUCAGGUGAAGAGUCUCUGCUUUCCUCCCAUCUCACGUGAAUAACUGUAGCUACUGGGUUUUCCUUAUUCCGGAUUUGUUAGAAUCCACAUCAGAUCACAAAGCUGAGAAAGACCCUUGGUUUAUUGGGACAUGUCGCUGGUAAUAUCUCCUUGCAUUAAUUUCUUUACGUCUUUUCCAUACCCAUGAAGAAAAAAUGCAACUUUUUGUUCUGGGUUUUGUUUUGUUUUCAUUGCAGGUUUAUUUUUUAACCCCCAUUACUCAUCUCUCUCUGUCCCUCGGGACAUCCAGGACAAAAUUGUAUUUCAACAGUUAUUUAAAUCAAACAAAAAGUAUUAUUUUUCCCAGAGUAAUGAAGGAUAUGUUUUUAACCUUGAUCUUGAUGUAAAAAGCUAAAAUGCACUCUUGGUUGUUGGUAUCCAUUUGCUUAUAGUUAAAUGAAAUUAAGGAGGCUUGGGUCAGGAUUCUUGGUUUGCUUGGGAGCUUUUAUUGUCCCGACUCUCACUUUAAGGAGAUAAUCAGAUACCAUUUAAUGAUGUGUCUUGGGUGGUGGAGUACUAACCAGGUCUUUGAUAAAUCUUCCAGAACCUGAGGCUCGCGUGCUUUGGAGCUGCUGUGGAUGGCCCUGGCUCUCUUGACCACCCUUCCGAGUAGGAUGUCACUGAGAUCCCUCAAAUGGAGCCUCCUGCUGCUGUCCCUCCUGAGUUUCCUUGUGAUGUGGUACCUCAGCCUGCCCCACUACAAUGUGAUAGAACGUGUAAACUGGGUGUACUUCUAUGAGUAUGAGCCAAUUUACAGACAAGACUUUCGCUUCACGCUUCGAGAGCAUUCAAACUGCUCUCAUCAAAACCCAUUUCUUGUCAUCCUGGUGACCUCACACCCUUCAGAUGUGAAAGCCAGACAGGCCAUUAGAGUUACUUGGGGUGAAAAAAAGUCUUGGUGGGGUUAUGAGGUUCUUACAUUUUUCUUACUAGGCCAACAGGCUGAAAAGGAAGACAAAAUGUUAGCAUUGUCCUUAGAGGAUGAACACCUCCUUUACGGUGACAUAAUACGACAGGAUUUUUUAGACACAUAUAAUAAUCUGACCUUGAAAACAAUUAUGGCAUUCAGGUGGGUAACUGAGUUUUGCCCCAAUGCCAAGUACAUCAUGAAGACAGACACUGAUGUUUUCAUCAAUACUGGCAACUUAGUGAAGUACCUUUUAAAUGUAAACCACUCAGAGAAGUUUUUCACAGGUUAUCCUCUAAUCGAUAACUAUUCCUAUAGAGGAUUUUACCAGAAAGCCCAUAUUUCAUACCAGGAGUAUCCCUUCAAGGUGUUUCCUCCCUACUGCAGUGGGUUGGGUUAUAUAAUGUCCAGAGAUUUGGUGCCAAGAAUCUAUGAAAUGAUGAGUCACGUAAAACCCAUCAAGUUUGAAGAUGUUUAUGUUGGGAUCUGUUUGAAUUUAUUAAAAGUGGACAUCCAUAUUCCAGAAGACACAAACCUUUUCUUUUUAUAUAGGAUCCAUUUGGAUGUCUGUCAACUCAGACGUGUGAUUGCAGCUCAUGGCUUUUCUUCCAAGGAAAUUAUCACAUUUUGGCAGGUUAUGCUGAGGAAUACCACAUGCCAUUAUUAAUUUGACAAAAGCCUAGAGAAAGACAGGAUACUCUUUGGAUAAUAUUAAAAUUACUUUAAAAUCUCCAAUGGAAAACUCAUGGGAAGGUCACUGUGUUGACUUACACUCAUGAAGUGCCCAUGGACUGGGGACUGGAGGGGUUACACUUGUGACUUAUUUAGACAAAAAUCAAGUCAGGCCCUCUAACGGGAGGAAAUGGGAGAUUUUUGUUAAUAAAACUAAUAGGACAAAAUUAUUUGAACAUGCCAUUCUAGAAAUUAGAACGUGUUAAAAGGAUUUCAUUGGAUUAUAAUCUCAUCAGUCCGUAAAAACAAAGCAAUGUGGAGUUCUAAUCAUUGAACAGAAUAGUCAGGUAAAGGUUUUGUGUAUAUCUUACAUGGGUUACCAGUUUUUAAAAAUACAUAGUUCUGUGUAAAAAAACUGAAGUUAUACUGAGCAAAAUUUCAUCCAUUUUGGUCAUUCAGAGGGUACUUCAAGAUGUUAUAGCAUUUCACAGUUAUGAAUUACUGUCUAAUAUUACGUAGGACUUUCUGAUGUUUGAAUGUUAUGGUUGUUUCAAUACUUUAUAAAGAUAAUAAUGAAUCAGCCUUUACAUUUGAACUUUUCUCCGGUUACUUCACUGAUGAGUUUAUUGUUUGAUAGCUCCAUUAGUGUAAAGUCAUUGGUCAUUAUUGCAUAUCAGUAAUCUCUUGGACUUUGAUAAAUAUUUUACCGUGGUAAUACAGAGAAGAAUUAAAACAAGAAGAUCUGAAUUAUUGUCUUGUUUUUAAAAAUGUAAUUCCCAGUGUUUUUAUGUCACUACAUCUGUCUCAUUUUUCCACUUGAAAAUUGGGAAUAAUAUAUAGAAUGCCAGGCUGCAUGUUUCCUUUUGGAAAGGACUCUGAAGACAAAAAAGAAAAGAGAGAACCCAAUGGCCAGGAUAUUAUGAAUGUUAUUAUGAAUCUGUUUCAUGUGUGUUCUCAUUAACUGUCAAUUUGAGAAUAAAGACGGAAAAAACA
Molecule: messenger RNA, 3461 nt
Organism: Leptonychotes weddellii (Weddell seal)
Lineage: Eukaryota; Metazoa; Chordata; Mammalia; Carnivora; Phocidae
Source: RefSeq, a predicted model, not a curated record